AUGUCAUUUAAUGAGAUCCAGGGCCGACUCGCGCUUAUUACAGGUGCAUCGGGAGGAAUCGGUGCUGCCUGCGCACAUCAGCUUGCAGAACAUGGAGUGCAUCUCGCUCUGACGUAUGCGACCAACUUGACCGCAAUGAACGCGCUAGUGGCCGAUCUACAAAGCAAAUACGCCGAUAAGAAGCUUCGUAUCUCAAUCCAUAAAGUGGAUGUUGGAUCCGCUGACGACAUCGAGGCGAUGUUCCAACAAAUCGACACCGAACACGGCCACCGACCUGAUAUCCUGAUCUCGAACGCUGGACACGGAAAGCGGUUUCCGCAAAUUUGGGACUGCUCUCUCGAAGAAUUCGAUUACACUUUAACCGUCAACCUGCGCGCUUCGUUCAUUCUCGUCAAGGGAGUGGUCGAUCGCAUGAAAAGCCAGAAUUGGGGACGUAUUGUGUUUAUGUCCUCGAUUGCUGCGCAAGGUGGAGGAAUCAAUGGAUGCCACUACGCCGCCUCUAAAGGAGGUCUCACGGGCAUGAUGAAAAACCUUUCUACCCGACUGGCUGAAUUCAAUAUCAGUGUUAACGAUGUGGCACCCGCCAUGAUUGGUGAUACAGGUAUGAUCCCUAAUGCGGCAGCGAUACCUGAAGUAGCGGCUGGUAUCCCGCUUGGUCGUCUUGGGACUCCUGAGGAAACGGCCAAUGUUGUGACUAUGCUUGUGAAAACCGGAUACAUGACGGGUCAGAGCCUCUUGCUAGCUGGGGGGCUGAAAUGA
This is a messenger RNA of Penicillium coprophilum, 759 nucleotides long. Its product is annotated as SDR family NAD(P)-dependent oxidoreductase. Gene Ontology annotation, molecular function: oxidoreductase activity, acting on the CH-OH group of donors, NAD or NADP as acceptor. The coding region runs from base 1 to 759 and encodes 252 amino acids. The record is from RefSeq and is a predicted model, not a curated record. The transcript has 3 exons. Lineage: Eukaryota; Fungi; Ascomycota; Eurotiomycetes; Eurotiales; Aspergillaceae.